Protopolystoma xenopodis is the source of this 657-nucleotide messenger RNA. Lineage: Eukaryota; Metazoa; Platyhelminthes; Monogenea; Polystomatidea; Polystomatidae. The record is from the annotation of a GenBank genome assembly.
AUGCACUCUCUCCCUGAGGCGACUCCCGAUCCUUGCCCUUUGAAUACCUUCUCAGCUCGCUUGCGUAGAAAUUCGUCCUCCUCUUCGUUCUCUUCUCUCUCUCCUCCUGCCUCAGCAUCCUGUCGACAGCCAUCCAGCGGAAACCCACCUUAUUCUGCUACGACUGGGGUAGAUGAUAGUGAGAAGGGAGCGAACUUAUCUAGUGCAGUUACUCUUAAUGAUGUUAAGUCAUUUGGUCUAUUCGCCAGAGCCAGUUUGCACGAGACAAUGGAAAAUAUGCGUGACUCUUCGCUUCCGUCUUCUUCCGAUGCUAUUGUUUCGCCAACGCCCAAAAGUUCGAUGAAGUUACCAGCUGAGUUAUCAGCUGCGUUAACAUUUAAGUAUGGCGAGUUCGCUGCUUUUGGUGAUGUACAUACUGCCGUGAUAGAUAUGAUUGUGCUACGAGAGCCAUGUUGCCUCAUUGUCGGUGGGCAAAACGGAUCUCUGCUGCUCUUUAAUCUACAGACCCAUAGACUUGUCCGCACGAUAAAUACUCGAGAGGCCAGCAUUACCUGCAUGGCAACGGAUCCGGAGCAGAAGCUUCUUUUCGUUUGUUACUACGAUAAGAUGCUCUUCAUAUACAACACCAGGGUAAGAUAUAUAAUAUAUUUUAGGUAG